Molecule: messenger RNA, 301 nt
Organism: Lecanosticta acicola
Lineage: Eukaryota; Fungi; Ascomycota; Dothideomycetes; Mycosphaerellales; Mycosphaerellaceae
Source: the annotation of a GenBank genome assembly
AUGCCUGUACGUUACUUCUUUUACGAUGAAGAAUCCAGCAAAACAAUACUGAUGGAUGGCCACGCAGUCCCACAAGAGCUUCAGAACCAAGCAAAAGCUCGCAAAGGCGCAGAAGCAGAACCGCCCGAUCCCCCAGUGGAUCCGUUUGAGGACGGGCAACACCAUCCGGUACGAUAUAUGAUAUACUCAGCGAGCGACUCGCGAGGCUCUCGUCGAUGGAGGACAUAUAACUAACCGCUUCGGAUUGUGCAGCUACAACGCCAAGCGGAGGCACUGGCGCAAGACCCGCAUCGGCAUCUAG